AUGUGGUGGGUGGUGGUGCUGGGUGGGUGGCAGUGGGCGGUGGUUGUUGGUGGGUGGGUGCCGGCAGUAGGUGGUGGCAGUGGUUGUUGGUGGCUGGGUGGGGGCAGUGGGUGGUGGGGGGUGGUUGUUGGUAGGUGGGUGCCGGCAGUGGGUGGUGGCUCUGGUUGUUGGUGGUGGUGGGUGGUGGCGGUGGUUGUUGGUGGCGGUGGGUGGUGGCUCUGGUUGAUGGUGGCGGUGGGUGGUGGCGGUGGUUGUUGGUGGCUCUGGUUGAUGGUGGGUGGUGGCGGUGGUUGUUGGUGGGUGGUGGCGGUGGCGGUUGUUGGUGGCGGUGGCGGUGAUUGUUGGUGGCGGUGGUUGUUGGUGGCGGUGGGUGGUGGCGGUGGGUGGUGGCUCUGGUUGAUGGUGGCGGUGGGUGGUGGGGGUGGGUGGUGGCUCUGGUUGUUGGUGGCGGUGGGUGGUGGCUCUGGUUGUUGGUGGUGGUGGUGGUGGUGGUUGUUGGUGGGUGGUGGUGUGGUGUUGGUGGGUGGUGGUGGUUGUUGGUGGCGGUGGGUGGUGGCGGUGGGUGGUGGGUGGUUGAUGGUGGCGGUGGGUGGUGCCUCUGGUUGUUGGUGGCGGUGGGUGGUGGCGGUGGGUGGUGGCGGUGGGUGGUGGCUCUGGUUGUAG
Messenger RNA from Knipowitschia caucasica, 663 nucleotides. The record is from the annotation of a GenBank genome assembly. NCBI's taxonomy places the organism in Eukaryota, Metazoa, Chordata, Actinopteri, Gobiiformes, Gobiidae.